This is a messenger RNA of Trypanosoma cruzi, 1020 nucleotides long. RefSeq lists its product as uncharacterized. Bases 1 to 1020 code for a protein of 339 amino acids. Gene Ontology annotation, cellular component: mitochondrial outer membrane. Gene Ontology annotation, molecular function: ATP hydrolysis activity; ATP binding. NCBI's taxonomy places the organism in Eukaryota, Euglenozoa, Kinetoplastea, Trypanosomatida, Trypanosomatidae. The record is from RefSeq and is a predicted model, not a curated record. The transcript has a single exon.
AUGUUUGGUUUGGGAAUGAAGAACAUGACAGGCUCUGUGAGGAGUUUUGUGAGGGAUUUGGUGAAGAGGAUUCAAGAAACUCCGCUUUUUUUUUGGAUAUACAUAACAGUAUUAGUCUAUGCGGUUCGUAGGCUUACAUACCACCACGGCUAUGGUAAGAAGAAAAUUACUGUAGGGGGCCAGACUGUGUACGUGGAUCGUGCGGAAGAGACGAUUUCUGAAAGUGUUAUAGAUACUACCAAGAUUUGCGAGGGGUUUUCCGAUAUUGGGGGUCUGGAGGAAGUUAAGUCGUUAUUAAUUGAGCAUGUGAAAUGGCCAUUUACGCGUCCAGAUUUGUUUUCUGGGAAAACGCUAAGAUCGCAUCCCAAAGGCGUUUUGCUUUAUGGCCCUCCUGGAACAGGAAAAACACUUCUGGCACGUGCCCUCGCGAAGGAACUUGGUUGCAGUUUUAUAAAUGUGAAAACUGAGUCUCUUUUUUCAAAGUGGGUUGGUGACACUGAAAAAAAUGCUUCUGCUGUUUUUUCCCUUGCGGAAAAAAUUUCGCCCUGUAUUAUUUUUAUUGACGAGAUUGACGCUCUUCUUGGAUCCAGAAACAUUAUUGAUUCUGCUCCUCACAACCACGCCAAGACAAUAUUUAUGACUCGUUGGGAUGGAAUUACUCAAAGUACCGCCAAAAUUAUCGUUGUUGGGGCAACAAACCGACCUAAGUAUAUUGAUGAAGCGAUACGGCGCCGGUUACCUCUUCAAAUAGAGGUACCAACUCCAGACGAAACAGGACGUCGAAAGAUUCUUGGCAUUCUUUUGGAAAAUGAUUUAGAGAAUAAUCUUAGGAAGAAAGAGAUAAUUGAGUUUGUUGCCAAAAACACGAGGGAUUACACAGGUUCGGAUUUGACUGAAUUAUGUAAGGCUGCAGCGUUAAUGCCCGUGAAAGAAAUGGGCGAUAAUGGCAUUUUGCCCCCUCUUGAGCUUCGCCAUUUUACAAUGGCACUUACGCGUGUCAGGCCGUCUUUGAUGCUGUGA